UUUUGUAAAGUAGGGUUACAUUAAUAAAAGAGGAAGAGAAAAAGGGAAAGCAUAUAUCCAGAUCUUUUGCUUACACUAAGGACCUGAACUGAAACUCUCUCAAAACAUUGUGAAAAAGAGAGACCAUGAAGUUCUUGUUUCAGUGCCCAUGUUGUUCAUGUUUCUGCUUCAUGAAGCCUAAGCAAGGGAAACCAAAGGCAAAGGAGGUCAAGGAGGAGAAGAAAGAGGCUAAGAAAGAAGAGAAGAAGGAAGAAAAAAAGGAAGAAAAAAAGGAGGAGAAGAAAGAGUAAGCUCCAUUUACUUAUAGUAAAAGUUAUAACCACUUUGCUUUCUUAAUUUCUUGCUGUUUUUGUAUGACCUUUCUUUGGUAUGGACUGGCAAAAUUGUAAUGUAGUAUAUUGGUCCAACUUCCUAUUCA
Cannabis sativa is the source of this 418-nucleotide messenger RNA. Its product is annotated as UPF0329 protein ECU05_1680/ECU11_0050. The coding region runs from base 126 to 290 and encodes 54 amino acids. The record is from RefSeq and is a predicted model, not a curated record. The transcript has a single exon. NCBI's taxonomy places the organism in Eukaryota, Viridiplantae, Streptophyta, Magnoliopsida, Rosales, Cannabaceae.